Scophthalmus maximus (turbot) is the source of this 2533-nucleotide messenger RNA. It is a transcript of the gene lrmda, whose product is annotated as leucine rich melanocyte differentiation associated. The transcript has 7 exons. The coding region runs from base 343 to 1044 and encodes 233 amino acids. NCBI's taxonomy places the organism in Eukaryota, Metazoa, Chordata, Actinopteri, Pleuronectiformes, Scophthalmidae. Gene Ontology annotation, molecular function: protein binding. The record is from RefSeq and is a predicted model, not a curated record. Gene Ontology annotation, biological process: melanocyte differentiation.
AUUAAAAGCCAACGGAUGGCAAACUGAUAGGGUUUCACACACGGAGGGGACGGGGAGAUCAGGAGGCAGGCAGCAGCCCUGAUAGGCUCAUGUGUAACGAAACAGGCGCUUCCGCACCGCGGCGGGGUCAGCUGAUUGGAGCGGCACGCGGAAGCUGUAAAAGUCCACCGGGGAGCGAUCCACAAGUGGCCGGGCCCAAGUCCCACGUUCUGCCCGCAGGAGCAUCAACCGGUGUGCUGCGCACGUCGGCCGGCCUCACGUCUCCAUACCUGCACGUCCGGCAGCAGCUCCUCCGAGAGCCACGCGCAGCCGGCGAAGGCUGUCACCCUCCGGGGGGAAGUUAUGGCACACGGCGAGUCGUCGGUCGCCUUGAACGGGACUCAGAUUUCCUACAUCGGACACGACUGCAAAGACAUCCCAGGCUUCCUUGGAGACACCUAUGGCCAGUUUGCAAGAAGGCUGGAUCUGAGCUUCAAUCAACUCAGGUCACUGGCCGGCCUCAAAAUGUUCACUGAGCUGGAAGAGCUGGUCGUCGACAACAAUCUGCUUGGAAAUGACCUCCGGUUGCCCAGGUUACCCAACCUCCACACGCUGACACUCAAUAAGAAUCAACUGACUGAUAUCGAGGCCCUGCUGGAACACUUGGCCGAUGUGACCCCGUCACUGGAGUACCUAAGCCUGCUGGGAAAUGAGGCCUGCCCCAACCAGCUGGUCAGCCUGGAUAAGGACGAGGACGACUACCAGAGAUACAGGUACUUCGUUCUGCACAAGUUGCCCCAGCUGAAGUUCCUGGACACCAGGAAAGCCACCAACACAGAAGUGAUGGAGGCGCAGGCGAGAGGAGCAUUCAUGAAAGUGGUCAAGCCCAAGUCAGAAGCUCCGCCUUAUGAGUCUCGAUCUGAGAGUCACCCACUGCCCUACACUCCUCUGCCCCGAGGGUCCAGAGAUGCCAGGAACCACAAAGGGGUGUUCGCCAAGUGUCGCUACAUCUACUAUGGCAAGCACUCGGAAGGCAACAGGUUCAUCCGAAACGACCAACUCUGAUGGGGCGCUGCUGCCGCCCCGGCGUGAAAGAGGCGCACGGAAGACGUCGGGUGUCCACAGAAGGAACGAUGAUCGAACCAUGAAAGCAUUGGUGACAAUGGAGUCGCCAAGGUUUCAAAUAAUGUCAACUUCAGCCGAAUAUGUUGUUGUGGUUAUGUCAGGUGAAUUUGUUUUUUUUUGUUGUUUUAAUUUUUUUUUGUGUAGUUGAUCAUAUUCCAGCCCCUAUAGUUAUGCCCCUCCUCUGAGCUCCGUCUGCCUCAGAGUCAGAGUCAGAGAUGACACUCCCACUGACAUGAUAGCCUCUAAGCAUCAGCGACCGCACAACUACAGACAGACAGACACACGCAGAAGGACACACACUCUCUCUCUCUCUCUCUCUCUCUCUCUCUCUCUCUCUCUCUCUCUCUCUCUCUCUCUCUCUCUCUCGUUCAAUUGCAUCCUUUUCUUUGACAGCAAUGAUGGAUCACCCAUCCACUACCGACACUAAUCAAGGGUGAAAGGGGUGACGGUCACACACCUGGGGCCUGACAUGGUCUCAUCUCUCUCUCUCUCUCUCUCGCUCUCUCUGUCUCUCUCUCUCUCUCUGUCUCUCUCUCUCUCUGUCUCUGUCUCUCUCUCUCUCUGUCUCUCUCUCUCUCUCUCUCUCUCUCUCUCUCUCUCUCUCUCUCUCUCUCUCUGUCUAUUACUUACAGACACACUCACACACACACACAUAUCUGCUGUUUAAAACAUGAAGACAUCAACAGGGCCAUGGUUAGAAACUCGAGGCAUGAUCAGUCGAGGUUUAGUUUGUGUCCGGGGUGCCGAGCAAUUCUCCGUCUUUUUUAUUUUGAGUGGAUUUCAUUGAAUUUGUUUCAGAAGAGGAAGAGGAAGAGUUUGUUUCUCUAAAGUCAGGCAUAUUUGUUGUAGUUGAGCAAGGAUUUGGACAGUUUCCCUUUGCAAGUAUAUAUUAGUGCGCUUGUUAUUUCCCGGAGGAGAUUUAUCCGAUGCAGCCGAGUCCAAAACAUUCCAGUAUGAGCUUGAAUGAAGAACAGAGUUGUGUGCGUUCCGGCUCUAUCAUUAUGUUAUUUUGCACUGCCUGUCUUCAGCCCUUUAACUGCUUCGCGCUGAAAUACCCCCGUCAUCAUUUGCAUUUUGUGUUGACGAAUCGUAAAACAAACUGUGACACAUAAUCUGCAGAAAAUUGUAUUCAUUGUAAUAUUGACCAUGAAGUUACCCCAAAUGUGUUCAAUGUUUACAUUUUAUUCUACUUUUUGAAUCAUCAUGUGAACUUAAACAGUGAACUUGCAAUGUGUUUAAGAUGAUUUCUAAUAGCGUAUCACUGCAACCUAAGGUUAAGUGUUGCCAUUUUUUUUAAUAUCUUAUUUUAUAGUUUUCCAGGCAGCCGUCCAGUCUGAGAUUCUGAGAGGAUGGAAUGAUGCAACGCAGCUGAUGUGAUGUAAAACUGCAUUAGCCCAAUGGCUUUGAGUGUUAAAACAAUUUGACUUAA